AUGAACCCCAGCGCCCCCAGAUAUCCCAGGGCCUCUCUCUACAUGGGGGACCUACAUCCGGACGUGACCGAGGUGAUGCUCUAUGAGAAGUUCAGCCGUGCUGGACUCAUCCUCUCCAUCAGGGUCUGUAGGGACAUUGUCACCCGCCGCUCCUUGGGCUACGCCUAUGUGAACUUUCAGCAGCAAGCGGAUGCUGAGCGUGCUUUGACCACCAUGAAUUUUGAUGUUAUCAAGGGCAAGCCAGUCCGCAUCAUGUGGUCUCAGCGUGAUCCAGCGCUCCGUAAAAGUGGAGUGGGCAACAUUUUCAUAAAAAAUUUGGACAAAUCCAUUGAUAAUAAGGCACUGUAUGACACAUUUUCAGCAUUUGGUAAUAUUCUCUAUGUGUUUGGCAAGUUUGGACCUGUUUUAAGUGUGAAAGUAAUGACUGAUGAAAGCGGGAAGUCUAAAGGUUUUGGAUUUGUGAACUUUGAGAAGCAUGAAGACGCACAGAAGGCCAUUGAUGAGAUGAAUGGAAAGGAACUCAAUGGGAAAAAAAUUUAUGUUAGUCGAGCUAAGAGAAAAGUGGAACGACAGAUGGAACUUAAGCGCAAAUAUGAGAAGAUGAAGCAAGAUAGGUUCCUCAAAAACCAACAAGUUAACUUAUAUGUGAAAAAUCUUGAUGGCAGUAUUGAUGACAAACGUCUCCGCAAAGUGUUUUCUCCAUAUGGUACAAUCACUAGUGCCAAGGUUAUGAUGGAGGGCAGUCGCAGCAAAGGAUUCGGUUUUGUAUGUUUCUCUUCCCCAGAAGAAGCCACUAAAGCAGUUAUAGAAAUGAAUGGUAGAACUGUGGCCACAAAGCCAUUGUAUGUAGCGUUAGCUCAAAGCAAAGAAGAUCGCCAAGCUCACCUUACUAACCAGUACAUGCAGAGAAUGGCACGCAUCCGAGGUGGACGCAACCCAGUGAUCAACCGCUACAAGCGAGCAUCUUUCUUCAUGGCAGCUUUCCCAAGGACUCAGAACCGUGCUGCAUACUAUUCUUCUACCCAAAUUCCUCGAUUAAGACCGAGUCCUCGCUGGACUGCUCAGGGUGCCAGACCUCAUCCAUUGCAAAAUAAGAACAGUGCUACCCACCCACCUGCUUCUAGACCACCAUUUAGUGCGGUGAGACCAGCUUCACUAGUUACUCGAUGUGUUGCCGACACAUCAACACCGACUUUUAGUUCCCAUUCUGCGGUUGUUGCUGCUGCAGCCCCUACUGCUGCUAUCUGCACCAUGCCCCAAGGUGAAUGUGCUGUGGGAGUUGACAAUCCUCAAAAACAUCUUAAUGCACAACCACAAGUUACCAAGCAGCAGCCUGCUAUUGAUGUACAAGAUCAAGAGCCUUUGACUGCUUCCAAGUUGGCAUCUGCCUCACGUGAAGAGCAAAAACAUAUGUUGGGUGAAAGGCUCUUUCCCCUUAUUCAAGCCAUACACCCUGCAUUGGCUGGUAAAGUCACUGGCAUGUUGCUGGAGAUGGAUAAUUCAGAACUUCUUCAUAUGCUUCAGUCUCCAGUGUCUCUUCAUUCUACGGUUGAUGAAGCUGUAGCUGUACUACAAGCUCACAAAGCUAAAGAGGCUGUCCAGACAGCAGGUAACAGUGCCACUGGUGUUCAAACUGCUUAA
Elephantulus edwardii (Cape elephant shrew) is the source of this 1641-nucleotide messenger RNA. Its product is annotated as polyadenylate-binding protein 1-A-like. The transcript is spliced from 2 exons. Gene Ontology annotation, cellular component: nucleus; cytoplasmic stress granule; ribonucleoprotein complex. The record is from RefSeq and is a predicted model, not a curated record. The coding region runs from base 1 to 1641 and encodes 546 amino acids. Lineage: Eukaryota; Metazoa; Chordata; Mammalia; Macroscelidea; Macroscelididae. Gene Ontology annotation, molecular function: poly(A) binding; poly(U) RNA binding; mRNA 3'-UTR binding.